Rhinocladiella mackenziei CBS 650.93 is the source of this 1137-nucleotide messenger RNA. RefSeq lists its product as uncharacterized. The transcript has a single exon. Bases 1 to 1137 code for a protein of 378 amino acids. NCBI's taxonomy places the organism in Eukaryota, Fungi, Ascomycota, Eurotiomycetes, Chaetothyriales, Herpotrichiellaceae. The record is from RefSeq and is a predicted model, not a curated record.
AUGUCCUCCAACUCGGCAGCUUCCGCCAGCUCACCAUCCUCGGCUGGGGAAGGGAUUACAGGAGGCUAUGAAGGAAAGAGCCUUGCCUUGAAGGUUAUGAUCGCUUUUUUUCUCGGCCUUGCCAUGUACAACGUCGUCGAACUUCAGAUUCUGAUUUUUGGUACCUUCAAUAAGUUUCGAGGCCUAUACUUCUGGAGCUUGGUAAUUUCCAGCUUGGGGAUUAUUCCCUACGCGAUUGGAUUUAUCCUCAAAUAUUUCUCUGUCCUGACAGGAGGUGGAAAAUGGUUCUCGGUCUUCCUUCUCUCCAUCGGAUGGUACCCUAUGGUCACAGGCCAAGCAAUUGUUCUCUGGUCCCGUUUGCACCUCAUCGUCACGGGAGAGAAGGGGGACCGAAUCCUCAAAUGGACGAAAUGGAUGAUCAUUAUUGAUGCCAUUGUCUUGCACAUUCCUACGACCGUGCUCACUGUGGGAUCCAAUAGUGAUAUCAAUACCGACACCUUUGUGCGCGGGUACAACGUGAUGGAAAAGGUACAGAUGUGUGGCUUCUUUUUGCAAGAAGUCAUCUUGUCUUCCAUUUACAUUGUUGAGACGGUUCGAAUACUUCGUUCCUCGGCUCAGGAGAACACCAAACGCCUAAUGUAUCAACUCAUGGCCAUCAAUGUUCUGAUCAUCAUCAUGGAUCUUGGACUCUUGGGAUUGGAGUGCGCGUCGCUUUACAUCCUGGAAACAACCACGAAGCCGGUCUUUUAUUCAAUCAAACUCAAACUGGAGUUUGCUAUCCUGGGCAAAUUGGUCCAAUUUGUCGGUGGUCGCCAACAAAGUGGUCGUCAGCAAUCAAUCCCUUUUUCGGAUGGAGAGAAACAAAACUCGUCAGGUCUCGACCGCGCCGACCAAUACGACAUCUCAGAUUUUGUCGACUUGACGAAAGUCAGGACAGAUGUCACUCGGACUUCCCAACUGUACAGCAAGAGUAUUUCAAAAAGGGCCGACGGUCAGGAUCUCAGCCUCGACUAUGAAAUUGCUCGACUGGAGCACGUGGAAACCCUUCCCUCCCAGGCCAGGGUGCCCAAUGGAGAUACUGCUCCACCCAGGCAACGGAAACUUGAUUCAUUGCAGUGGAAUUUUGAAGAUAUCUGA